GGACGAGGAAAACUUCUCUAUGGCUAUGGCGGUCCGGAUUUGUAUCAAUACAAAACUUACACCCCUUUGGAAGGCAUACAUUAGUCAAUGUCUUUGGCACCUGUCAAGAGACUUAGGCAAACACUCGUACAUGUUUAGUUUUUAAAAAUAAUAUUAAUUUAUUUUAAUGUAAUAAGUUUUUUCCAAUUUAAUUUUGCUAUGGUUUCUAAACACUCACAAAUAAAUUUGUUAUAUAAACUUAAUAAUCCACCUUAAAAUUAAUAACUACGAUGCCUGCUUCUAUCAUUAAAAUUUUUUUUUACAAAAAAUUGUAUUAAUUUAAAGGUGCUACCAAGUGGUACUACGCAAUCAGAAUUUGAAGAGUAGUCUUAAUACAUUCCACUGACACAACUAGGAGCGUCCUAUUUGUAUUACUGGCUGACACAAACCCACCACGAAAAAAGACUGUUGCAUACAUUAACAUUCUCUCUUUAAUAACAGAAUUCUCAAACAGCCUGGCAACGCGACAAUUAAAUUGUACUAUUUCAUAAUAUGGCACCACUGAACGUGGUGAUUAAUAUAUUCUGCCAAUAACAAAAUUGCACAAAAUUGUUUGUGUUAGUACAUGCUUUUUGUAGCAUAACCAUUUUGCAAAAUAAAUUGAUUUAAAUAAAUAUGUCACGAAAAGAAGCACUCUCACAAUUCAUAAAUCAAAUACAUGGGCGACCUGUGGUGGUUAAGCUAAAUAGCGGCGUUGAUUACCGUGGUGUUCUGGCUUGUCUGGAUGGCUACAUGAAUAUUGCGCUCGAUCAAACGGAGGAGUAUGUUAAUGGGCAGCUCAAAAAUAAGUACGGCGAUGCAUUUAUACGCGGUAACAAUGUGCUCUAUAUUUCCACGCAAAAAAGGCGCGUAUGAGAGAUUUAAAUGAAACUUUUCAUCUUCUCGCAAAUUCGGAAUAAACAAAUUUUGUACUUUAAUAAUGCUUAGUUUAAAAUGAAUAAGUAAAUUAGAGUAGGUAA
Molecule: messenger RNA, 998 nt
Organism: Bactrocera oleae (olive fruit fly)
Lineage: Eukaryota; Metazoa; Arthropoda; Insecta; Diptera; Tephritidae
Product: U6 snRNA-associated Sm-like protein LSm6
Biological process (GO): maturation of SSU-rRNA; mRNA splicing, via spliceosome
Cellular component (GO): nucleolus; sno(s)RNA-containing ribonucleoprotein complex; P-body
Molecular function (GO): RNA binding
Source: RefSeq, a predicted model, not a curated record